AUGUCUUCUGCGCUUAUUGCGAACAAUAAAAGCAAAAUACCACCCGAGGCCUCACUUAGCGCUGUAAAGGCGAAACCCUCGAAGCAGCUGCGGACCGAGGGCACCAUUGGGCUGAUGUACACGGCGUCACCAGGCACUCUGGAGCGAGCGAGCUACAGACCACCAGCCGGACGCGACCCACGAGUACCAGGGCCGGACAGCCGGGGCGUCGACGCUGAAGGGUUCCGACUCGUGGCGGGUAGCACGCGAAACGGGCAGCAGUACGCCACCUUUCUGAGGGUAGGGAACCUGAUCGAGUUGGAUGGAUGGGAGCCCACCGACCACCGUCCUUUGACGCUUGUUCUUAAUGUUACAGUGGAUGACGAAAGCAGGUGUAGGGACGGUAAAGGCCGGAAAGCCCGGGUGGAGUUUGAUAUUGCACGAUACCAGGAUUAUGCGGAAUAUUUUGAGGGGGGGUCCCCUACUAUGAAUGCCUUAAGCCAAGUGGCCGAGGACCUGCAGAGGGGAGUUUGCAAUACCACACAAGCUGUCGAACGCAUUGGAGGUGCCCUGUACAAAGUCCUGGUGGGAAUACGGUUUGGUGGAACCGGGAAUGUCAACAAACACGGCAACGCAUGUUGGAGAGUAGAGCACAUCUGGGUCCAGGCCGGACUGGCUGAGUGGCUCUUGGGUGUGGAGGAGCACUGCCGGGCAGCUCACGAGGUGGAACUGGCCGGAGCGCAAUACACAGCAGCACCAGGAGGCAACCAGCUCCCGUAA
This is a messenger RNA of Volvox carteri f. nagariensis, 759 nucleotides long. RefSeq lists its product as uncharacterized. The transcript has 4 exons. The record is from RefSeq and is a predicted model, not a curated record. Bases 1 to 759 code for a protein of 252 amino acids. NCBI's taxonomy places the organism in Eukaryota, Viridiplantae, Chlorophyta, Chlorophyceae, Chlamydomonadales, Volvocaceae.